AUGAAAUUUCCGACUGAGAAUCCAAGAAAACCAGGGAACACGAACCCUCCUCCAGUGGCAGUCCAGACAAACCUGGUCCCCCCGAAGAAGGUGCAGCCAGGCAUGCUUCAGUCCAGCUUGGUGCACGCCAGCGUGGCCACCAUGCAGAACCCGAUGGGCUGUGCUAUGCCACGGCUCUCUGUUUCCUCCCGUCCCGCCAGCAUGGUGGCCAGCAUGGAGGCGGUGGCCGAUGGCUCAGCCCCCUUCACCAUGAUGAAGCUGAAGACGGUACUGGCUGUGUUUGUGGUGGUGGUGGCUUACCUAGUGGCAGGAGGCCUGGUGUUCCAGGCGCUGGAGCAGCCGUUUGAAAACAACCAAAAGAUCACCAUCACAGCAGAGAAGGCAGCCUUCCUGCAAAAACACUCGUGUGUGUCCCCAGAUGAGCUGGAGGCCAUCAUCAAACACUCUGUGGAGGCUGUGAAUGCCGGAGUGAAUCCCAUCGGUGACACUUCCUACAACUCCAGCCACUGGGAUCUGGGUAGUGCCUUCUUCUUUGCUGGAACUGUCAUCACAACCAUAGGUUAUGGUAACAUUGCCCCGAGCACUGAGGGAGGGAAGAUUUUCUGCAUUCUCUAUGCAAUAUUUGGCAUCCCCCUGUUUGGAUUCCUGCUGGCAGGCGUCGGGGACCAGCUAGGUACCAUAUUUGUCAAAAGCAUUGCCAAGGUGGAGAAGAUGUUCCGGAAUAAACACAACCAGAUAAGCCAGACCAAAAUCCGUGUGGCCUCCACCCUCCUGUUCAUCCUGGCUGGCUGCAUCCUGUUUGUCACCAUCCCAGCUGUGAUCUUCAAACACAUUGAGGGCUGGACGGCCCUGGAAUCAACAUAUUUUGUGGUCAUUACUCUGACAACAGUUGGAAUAGGUGACUAUGUGGCAGGGGGAGACCGGAGAAUUGAGUACCGGAAGUGGUACAGACCACUGGUGUGGUUCUGGAUCCUUGGUGGUCUAGCUUACUUUGCUGCCGUGCUGAACAUGAUUGGUGACUGGCUGAGAGUGCUGUCCAAAAAGACAAAAGAAGAGGUUGGAGAGAUCAAGGCUCACGCAGCAGAGUGGAAAGCAAACGUGCGAGCGGAGUUUCGGGAGACGCGUCGACGUAUGAGUGUUGAGGUCCACGACAAGCUGCAGCGAGCCGCCACCAUCCGGAGCAUGGAGAGACGGCAGCUGGGCUUGGACCAGCGUGCCGUGUCGCUGGACAUGCUUUCCCCAGAGCGCCGUGCCAUCUUCAACAGCCUGGACACCAACACCUAUAAGACCUCUUCGCAGGAAAGCAUUGAUACCAAGCUGAACAACCUGCGGCUGCGGGGAGCCGAGCAGUGCGACCGGCGCUCCAACCACCAAACCACAUCUGAGGACAACAUUUUCAACCGCCUGGGCUCUGUCACCAAACUGGCCAAACGCAACAGGAAUCGGGACCUGAAGAAAAACAUCCCAAAUGACGUUCGUCGGCCUCAUAGUGAGGCCUAUGGCUACAGCACACCCACUUUCGACUGCAGCACACCCUCUGCAUAUGAAGGGAAAAGGAAGGACGAAGGAGAGGAGGAGAAUGAAGACAAGGAGUGCAACACUAGCUUGUCUGAUUUUCCACUGUUUGUGGAGGCUUGCAAGCCACAGAAUGGGUUUAUUCCAGAGCAGACCAAAAUAAAUGAGAGUGACAAAACACUUGAAACAAAAGAGCUGCAUAUUCAGAUGGGCCCAUAG
Messenger RNA from Xiphias gladius (swordfish), 1734 nucleotides. It is a transcript of the gene kcnk10a, whose product is annotated as potassium channel, subfamily K, member 10a. Gene Ontology annotation, cellular component: membrane. Gene Ontology annotation, molecular function: potassium ion leak channel activity. The coding region runs from base 1 to 1734 and encodes 577 amino acids. The record is from RefSeq and is a predicted model, not a curated record. Gene Ontology annotation, biological process: potassium ion transmembrane transport; stabilization of membrane potential. The transcript has 7 exons. Lineage: Eukaryota; Metazoa; Chordata; Actinopteri; Istiophoriformes; Xiphiidae.